This is a messenger RNA of Hippocampus zosterae (dwarf seahorse), 1370 nucleotides long. RefSeq names its product serpin peptidase inhibitor, clade F (alpha-2 antiplasmin, pigment epithelium derived factor), member 1 (gene serpinf1). The record is from RefSeq and is a predicted model, not a curated record. Gene Ontology annotation, molecular function: serine-type endopeptidase inhibitor activity. The coding region runs from base 106 to 1326 and encodes 406 amino acids. Lineage: Eukaryota; Metazoa; Chordata; Actinopteri; Syngnathiformes; Syngnathidae. Gene Ontology annotation, biological process: negative regulation of endopeptidase activity; negative regulation of angiogenesis. The transcript has 8 exons.
GGUCUCGGCUGCGCGUCCCCGCUCGGGAGCGAGCCGCCGACGCCGGGCGCGCGCCUCGCUGUCACGCGCGCCGACGUGGAGCGAGAGAGCAACGCUGCUGCGAGGAUGAAGCUGACGACCCCGCUCCUGCUUUUGGGCCUCGCGGUCUUGGUUGUGGUUCAGGCGCAGACGGAGGACGAGCCGGCGGCCGGCGAGGAUGACCAAGCGGAACCCGUGGAGCUCUUCACCACGCCCGCCACCAAGAUGGCUGCCGCCACCUCAGACUUUGGCUACAACCUGUUCCGCGCGCUGGCAUCCCAACAGGACGGCGCCAAUGUCUUUCUGGCGCCCGUCGGCGUCUCGGCGGUCCUCACUCAGCUGGCCCUGGGCGCUUCGGAGCGUGCCCAGGGGCAGCUGUUCCGGGCCUUGCGCUACCACACCCUGCAAGACCCUCAGCUCCACAACACCCUGAGGGACCUCCUGGCCUCCGUCAAGACAGGCAACAAAGGACUCAGCACCGCAGCCCGCCUCUACCUGGCCAGACGUCUGCGCCUCAAGCAAGAAUUCUUCACGGCGGUGGAGCAGCAAUACGGCAUCCGGCCCAAAGCCCUGCAGGGCGGGGGCCGAGACACCAAGGACAUCAAUGACUGGGUGGCCUCGGAGACCGGCAACAAGGUGCAGCGCCUCCUGGCCAAGCCCCUGACCAAAAAGCCCGGAGUCAACGCCGUGGCCGGUGCCUACUUCAAAGGGAAGUGGGUGACGGCGUUCGCGCCUCAGUCCUUGCAGAACUUCCAGCAGGAAGGCAAAGCGCCCGUCCGGGUUCCCAUGAUGCAACAGGAGAACUACCCCAUCAAGAUGGGCGUGGACUCUGACCUGAGCUGCACGAUCGCGCAGAUCCUCCUGCAGAACCAGGUGAGCAUGUUCGCGUUCCUGCCUCAGGAAGUCACGUCCAACCUGACGGCCCUGGAGGAGACGCUGACGGCCGAGUUUGUGCAAGACCUGGGCAGCACGCUGCACGCCACGCACGUCACCCUCACCAUGCCCGUCCUCAAGUUCAGCUACGCCGCCGAUCUCCUGACGCUGCUCCCCGACCUGGGGCUCGGCGAUUGGCUGGCCGACCAGGAUUUGGAGAAGAUCGCGGCGCAGCCCGCCAAGCUGGUCAGCGUCAAUCACAAGGUGGUGAUGGAGAUGGCGGCCGAGGGCGAGCAAUCGGCACCCGCCACCUCCGCCACCGGUCACCUGACCUACCGCAUGGACCGCCCCUUCCUCUUCCUCAUCCGCGAUGACGCCUCGGGGGCCCUGCUCCUCGUUGGGAGGGUGAUCAAUCCCAAGGACCUGACCAUCUAAUACACACACACGCACACACACACACACACUCUUAGCAGGUCCUA